GAAACAUUUUUAGUCGAUUAUAGUUUAUCUAUGUAAAACACACCUGUCUAAAUACUUAGUAUUGUUUAACGUUGUACAUACCUACGAUCAGUGUUAUUAGUUUUUUAUACUGUAGUGAGUGUUGCAAUGCAUGUUGCGCUACUUUUCAAUUUUAUUGUUAUAGUUAUCAACAAAGUUUUCAAUAAAUAACUUUCAUUACUAACAAUAGAAGCAAUGUAAUUUGGAUAAAAAUAUUUCCAAAUGCAGUAAAUCAAGUUGCCUAGUCAGAACAAAAUGGAAGAGGAGAUAAGAUGUUUUGUUUGUAAAGAAUUCUACAGAGAACCAGUAUUGCUGCCUUGCGGUCAUGCCCUUUGUCGAGUUUGUGCAGUUAAUUUGCAAACCCAUGUACACGAAAGUGAUAAUUCGGUAGCCUCUAAUGAUUACCAAGAAGCAGACAAAGCUUCGGUAUCUAGCGAAACUGACAGCGGAGUAGUAUGUGGAUCAAGGCCUAAUAGUUACGCAGGAACUCCGGCAGCACCCGCCUAUUCUAGUGCAGCAUUUACCAUAUCAUGUCCGUCGUGCAGUAAAGUUAUUUAUCUAGAUGACAAUGGUGCCGAGGGCCUACCUCCCUUUCGCGUUAUGCGAACUAUCGUUGAGAGGUUUGGCGGAGUCACAGGAGCGCCCCCAGCUGAAGAAGCAUGUCAGAUGUGUGAGGGUGAGCGACGGGCUGCAGUGGUUCGGUGUGAGCAGUGCUCUGUGCGAUACUGUGCGGGCUGCAGAGACGCCUGGCACCCGACGCGCGGCCCGCUGGCGCAGCACGAGCUGCGGGCACUGGGCACGACGUGUGCGGACCAUGGCUCGCCUCCAGUACUCUACUGCAACACUUGUCUUGUCCCCAUCUGUCAGCGCUGCCUUGCUGAACGACACUCAACACAUGAGACACAGGCAUUGUCCAUUGCUGCCAGAACUCAUAAGACUGAACUAUCCCAAUCAUUACAACAUCUAUCGGAGCAAGCUAAAGCCAUGACAGAAUAUAUACAGCUAGUCAAAGGAACAGGAGAAAAAAUUAAUGAGUCAUGUGAAGAACUAGAAAAACAAAUAGAUCAGGCUUGUUCAGAAGUAACUCGUGCCAUAGAGAGAAGACGCGACGAGCUAAUACGAGCGGCGCGCAACACCCGCUCGCAGGCCAUCACGAAUAUGCGCUCGUUGACGUCACACGCCGCACAAAAACUGAGGGAAGCUACUGCACUCUUACACUUCUCUAUAGAAGCCCUCAAAGAAUCGGAUCAUGCAGCCUUUUUACAGGUGGGUAGCAUUCUGUCGGCGCGCGCGCAGGACACGGCCUCCAGCCUGUGUUCGUCGCUGGACUCGCCGCCCGCUGCGCCAGCGCUCACCCUAGACAUCGAACCCGUACUGCGUACCGUCAAGAGUAUGAAUUUCGUGGAAUGCAUACCGCCCGGAGCCCCAGAGAUGGCGGUAGAGGCGUGUGCGGCGCGCGGCUGCUCGUGCACGCUGGCGUGGCGCGCGCCCGCGCAGCCGCAAGCCGUGCGGGGCUAUGUGCUCGAACUGGAUGACGGGCUGGGCGGGCCUUUUCGGGAGGUAUAUUGCGGUCGAGAAACGGUUUGCACUAUCGAUGGGUUGCAUUACGCUUCUCUGUACAGUGCUCGAGUAAAAGCUUUCAAUGGUGCUGGGGAAGGACCCUACAGCGAAGUUAUUGGACUACAAACAUCUCCAGUGGCGUGGUUCACGUGGGACGCUCGCUGCGCGGCGGCGGAGGGCGGCGUGGCGCUGAGCGCGGACGGGCUGGGCGCGGCGGCGGCGGGCUGGCAGCCGCGCGUGGCGCUCGCCGACCAGCCGCUGGCGCGCGGCAGACACUACUGGCGCCUGCGCAUCGACCGCUACGACGGCGACGCCGACCCCGCCUUCGGAAUCGCGCGCGCUGAUGUCGCCAGGGAUAAGAUGCUUGGCAGCGACGCGCUGGGCUGGGCGAUGUACAUCGACGGGUCCCGGUCGUGGUUCGUGCACGGCGGCGCGCACGGCGGGCGCGCGGCGGGCGGCAUCGCGCGCGGCUCCACUGUGGGCGUGCUGCUGGACCUCACGCGCGGCACGCUCAGCUUCACCGUGGACGACCAGCCGCAGGGUGACAUAGCUUUCACGGGGCUGCGCGGCGCGUUCUACCCGGCGGUGUCGCUGAACCGCGGCGUGGCGGUGACGCUGCAGCCGGGGCUGGCGCCGCCGCCCGACCUGCUCGUGGCGCAGCUCUCACUCGACUGAGCGUCGCGACACUCACGAUGAGGACAAUAAAACCCCACCUUAACUGCGCCUGUCUUACUGAUCGUCUGUUACAGUCUUGUCAAGCGCACAAUAUGAACUGUAAAUUCCUCUUAAACAAACAUUACUUAAAACGCCCAAGGCAAUACGUAAACUAUUCGUUUGUUAGGAAACUUAAUCAAUAUAUUACUGACGAAUAACGACGCCAUUAUUUAUUUCUAAACGUCCAUAGCUGUUACUUUGGUUCAUCAUUUGUACGAUAAAUACAUAAAUGUAUUUACUUAUUUUAUUUUUUAUAUUACGAAUAAUGUUUUUCGAGCUAUAUAUUUUGUAUCAAGGGAAGUAAUAGUGUCCCAGGCGAUAUCUUUUUAAUCGCCUAAUUAAUACGCAA
Messenger RNA from Trichoplusia ni (cabbage looper), 2641 nucleotides. RefSeq names its product E3 ubiquitin-protein ligase TRIM9 (gene Trim9). The record is from RefSeq and is a predicted model, not a curated record. NCBI's taxonomy places the organism in Eukaryota, Metazoa, Arthropoda, Insecta, Lepidoptera, Noctuidae. Gene Ontology annotation, molecular function: protein binding; zinc ion binding. The transcript has 9 exons. Bases 274 to 2253 code for a protein of 659 amino acids.